Messenger RNA from Lizanozyma spartinae, 1392 nucleotides. RefSeq names its product protein farnesyltransferase (gene RAM1). Gene Ontology annotation, molecular function: protein farnesyltransferase activity. Gene Ontology annotation, cellular component: protein farnesyltransferase complex. Gene Ontology annotation, biological process: protein farnesylation. The record is from RefSeq and is a predicted model, not a curated record. The transcript has a single exon. The coding region runs from base 1 to 1392 and encodes 463 amino acids. Lineage: Eukaryota; Fungi; Ascomycota; Pichiomycetes; Serinales; Debaryomycetaceae.
AUGGCCAAAGACAUAAAUAAGAACAAGAUUGACUACCUCCUACGAUUGCUAGGCAAAAGUCAUCUUAUGGAAGAAGACUUUGAAGACUUCCACCAAAUCUACUACACCAUUCUUCGCACCAUGACAAGAAAGGCUCCCAUACAAAUGGAUGUCUAUGAAUCUGAAACCACCAGAGCUCAACAGAAAGUGGAGGAAGCCAUUAGAAGCAUAUAUCUGGAUGUAGAGAUUGAUCUGAUGACUGUGACGACCACGAAUUGUGGGGGGUCUAAGGCAAGUACUGAUGUCAUCUUCCCUCCAUUAGAUGUUGCUAAGCAUGAGAAUUAUUGUCGUAUGUGCUUGUCUAGUCCCCUACCUGGGGCUUUCAUAGGGUUGGAUGGGAACCAAUGUUGGAUGAUGUAUUGGCUUAGUAACGGCCAUGGGAUGCUUAAAGGCGUUGAAGGAUUACCUGCGGAUAUAAGCGAGGGUAUCUCCGCCAAGAUUAGCCUGUUCGUUAUUGAUGAAGGUAGGAACGGGAUUAGUAGUGGGCCAUUUCAAAAGGGUCAUGUGGCCAGUGUUUAUGCAGCCGUGUUGGCUUUAAUAGCCAUUGGAGACUUCAAGACUCUUACGAAUGCCAGGAAGGGCCUUUACGAUUUCUUCUACAAGAUGAAGCAGAAGGAUGGCUCCUUUUCAAUGACCGUCAAUGGAGAAAGUGAUGCUCGGUCAACAUACUGUGUGGUUGUGCUCAGCUACUUGUUGAAUAUACUUGACGACAAGUUGGUGGAUCACAAGACGUUGCAAUGGCUAGAUCUGUGUCAAACAUAUGAAGGUGGGUUUGGAGGUGUUCCUAACACUGAGGCUCAUGGAGGUUACACCUAUUGUGCGUUAGCUGCAUAUUAUGUUCUUCUUGGUAAGGAAGGAUCCACCCCAAAGGAAUUCUUGACAUCCCUCAGAGCUCAUAUAGAUGUGGACAAGUUGCUUUCAUGGUUGGUCCACAGACAACAUCUUUUGGAAGGUUCGUUCGACGGUAGAACAAAUAAAUUGGUGGACGCAUGUUACUCUUUCUGGGUAGGUGCCUGUUUUGCAAUGUUGGAAGCCACGUUGGAGAUCACUACUCUUUUCAAUAGAGAGUCACUUAAGUUGUACAUGAUCCAUUGUGCUCAGGGCAUUGAAAUGGGUGGGUUCAGAGAUAAACCCGGUAAGCAAGCAGACUUUUAUCAUACAAAUUACUCCCUUUGUGGAGUCAGUGUUCUGGAACACUACUUUACGCUUGAACGAAAUGGAUCAUGGGCCAAUUCGUUCACUACGGAAAUUGUUGAUGAUACAAACGUUAACACAAACCCUGUUAACCCCAUUUUUGGGCUACCUAUUCUGCAAGUGAGCGCUUGUGUCAAGUAUUUUUCAGCCAACGUAUAA